GUGUGCAAUUAUUGUGCUUGUACAAUUCUAGUGAAAUACGCGAAACCUGCAAUCGCACUCGUCACGCAAACGCAUCAUAAAGAGUCUAUAUAUUGUAGAAGAAUCACAUAAUAGAACGUUAAAAGGAUGUUUAUACUUCAACAUGCAAUAUUGCAACGUCUCAGCAAUGCUUCAACUUUUUGUAUUGUACGGAAUAUUCAUUCCCACUUAGUACUUCGGAAGGGAUAUACCACCAAUCAGAACGAUGUGAAAAACACCAUUGAUAAUAAUCCAUAUUAUUAUUCUACGAGCUGUGACAGAAAGGAAAAUGAGAAAUUAUUGGCACCGAUAAGAUAUCUUGCUCAAACUCCUGGAACACUAACAACAACGACUUUUAUAAAGGCCAUUAAUUAUUGGUUAAAGACACCGGACGACAAACUCCUACCGAUCAAAGAUAUAGUAAACAUGCUCCUCUUGGCUGCCACUAUAGUCGAUGAUAUUCAAGAUAAUUCCAUUAUGCGAAGAGAUGUUCCUGUUGCACAUGCAAUUUAUGGAAUCCCUCACACACUAAAUGCUGUAAAUUAUGUGUAUUUUAUUGGGUUGGAACGAGCUCUUAGUUUACAACAUCCAGAGGCGGUAAAAGUGUAUAUGGAACAAGCACUGGACUUUCACAGAGGUCAGGGAAUAGAACUUCAUUGGACAACUAAUUGUAUCUGUCCAACUGAAGCAGAUUACAAGACGAUGAUAAAAAACAAAACUGCAGUUUUCUACUUCGCGCAAAGAGUAAUGCAAUUGUUCUCAACUUUUACAGAAGACCUUUCAUUAAUAACAGAUACCUUUCGAUUAUUGUUUUUCAUAGGUGAUGAUUAUUGCGACAUAUGGCUUGAUGAGGACGUCAACAGUAAAGGUUAUUGUGACGAUUUGGCCGAAGGGAAAGUGAGCCUUCCGAUUAUUCAUGCACUUACAAACAAUCUGGACAAUAAGGAACUAAUUAGUAUUCUAAAACAACGGACAAAGGAUAACGAAGUGAGACGUUAUUGCGUUCACUUAUUAGAGAAAAAUGGUUCCUUUGAAUACGUGAAAAACGUGCUUGAAGAACUGGACUCGAUCGGGAGGGCUGAAGUUGAACGUUUAGGUGGUAACCCACUUUUUGUGAGGCUUCUGGAUCAACUCAAGACUUGGAAUAGGAAACAUGCGUCUAAGAGUACCUUAGAUAGACUUUGGCAUUAAAUUUACGAUUAAGUAUUUUUUCGUACAACCAGCAAAAACGUUGUUUCAUACAUGUUUCAUAUUAUACGAGAUAAUUGUCUUAAUGACACAAACAGUCCAGAUAUGAUGAUGUAGGAAAGAUAUAUGUAUAACAAAUAUAUCAAAAAUGUAUAAUAAAGUUUCGUUAUGAGAUUUUUGUUCCAAAAA
Vollenhovia emeryi is the source of this 1395-nucleotide messenger RNA. Its product is annotated as geranylgeranyl pyrophosphate synthase-like. The transcript is spliced from 8 exons. The record is from RefSeq and is a predicted model, not a curated record. Gene Ontology annotation, molecular function: prenyltransferase activity. Gene Ontology annotation, biological process: isoprenoid biosynthetic process. The coding region runs from base 127 to 1209 and encodes 360 amino acids. Lineage: Eukaryota; Metazoa; Arthropoda; Insecta; Hymenoptera; Formicidae.